This is a messenger RNA of Akanthomyces muscarius, 1215 nucleotides long. RefSeq lists its product as uncharacterized. The transcript has 5 exons. The coding region runs from base 1 to 1215 and encodes 404 amino acids. The record is from RefSeq and is a predicted model, not a curated record. Gene Ontology annotation, molecular function: ketol-acid reductoisomerase activity. NCBI's taxonomy places the organism in Eukaryota, Fungi, Ascomycota, Sordariomycetes, Hypocreales, Cordycipitaceae. Gene Ontology annotation, biological process: L-valine biosynthetic process. Gene Ontology annotation, cellular component: mitochondrion.
AUGGCUUCGAGAGCUUUCUCCAAGGCCCUGCGUGGCCCCCUCGCCCGCCAGAUGGCCGCUCCCGCCCAGCAGCGCGCCGCCUACUCUGUCGCCCGCAGCGCUCUUCGCGCCGCCGCCAUCGCUCCCCGCGCUGUCGCUGGCGUUCAGCAGCAGCAGGUCCGUGGCAUGAAGACCAUUGACUUCGCUGGUCACCCCGAGGACGUCUAUGAGCGCGCCGAUUGGCCCCAGGAGAAGCUCCUUGAGUACUUCAAGAACGACACCCUUGCCCUCAUCGGCUACGGCUCUCAGGGCCACGGCCAGGGUCUCAACCUCCGCGACAACGGACUCAACGUCAUCGUCGGUGUCCGAAAGAACGGACAGUCCUGGAAGGACGCCGUUCAGGAUGGCUGGGUCCCCGGCAAGAACCUCUUCGAGGUCGACGAGGCCAUUGGCAAGGGUACCAUCAUCAUGAACCUCCUCUCCGACGCUGCUCAGUCCGAGACAUGGCCUGCCAUCAAGCCCCAGCUCACUGAGGGCAAGACCCUGUACUUCUCUCACGGCUUCUCUCCCGUCUUCAAGGAGAAGACCAACGUCGAUGUCCCCAAGAACAUUGACGUCAUUCUCUGCGCGCCCAAGGGCUCUGGCCGCACCGUCCGCUCCCUCUUCCGCGAAGGCCGCGGCAUCAACUCGUCCUUUGCCGUCUUCCAGGACGUCACCGGCAAGGCUCAGGAAAAGGCCAUUGCCAUGGGUGUCGCCAUUGGCUCCGGCUACCUCUACCAGACCACCUUCGAGAAGGAGGUCUACUCUGACCUCUACGGUGAGCGCGGCUGCCUCAUGGGCGGCAUCCACGGCAUGUUCCUCGCCCAGUACGAGGUUCUCCGCGAGCGCGGCCACAGCCCUUCGGAGGCCUUCAACGAGACCGUCGAGGAGGCCACUCAGUCUCUGUACCCCCUGAUUGGCGCCAACGGCAUGGACUGGAUGUUCGAGGCCUGCUCCACCACUGCCCGCCGCGGUGCCAUUGACUGGACCCCCAAGUUCAAGGACGCACUCAAGCCCGUCUUCAACAACCUUUACGACUCUGUCCACGACGGCACCGAGACCCAGCGCUCCCUCGACUACAACGGCCAAUCGGACUACCGCCAGAAGUACGAAGCCGAGAUGGAGGAGAUUCGCAACCUCGAGAUCUGGAGAGCCGGCAGAGCUGUCCGCGCCCUCCGCCCCGAGAACCAAAAAUAA